This is a messenger RNA of Neltuma alba, 1491 nucleotides long. RefSeq lists its product as uncharacterized. Bases 1 to 1491 code for a protein of 496 amino acids. The transcript has 11 exons. NCBI's taxonomy places the organism in Eukaryota, Viridiplantae, Streptophyta, Magnoliopsida, Fabales, Fabaceae. The record is from RefSeq and is a predicted model, not a curated record.
AUGGCUGCCAAGAAGUGCUCUCUGCUGAAGGAAGUCAAUGACUCAACUGACAGAUGGAGAAUUACAGUUCGUGUGAUCAGGAGGUGGAAUGUCUACAAGAAGGAGUCUCCUACUGAGGUUUUUUGCGUGUCCAUGCUACUGAUAGAUGAAGAGGGGACAAGAAUCCAAGCUUCUAUCAUGAACAAAAACCUAUUUGAUCGUUUUAGUGCCAUGGCAGUGGAAGGGAUAACUUAUUUUAUGGCUAAUUUCAUCGUCUCUCCAAAUAAUAAGGAGUACAGGGCAACAAACCAUGCUUUCAAACUGACACUAGGUACUUACACAUAUGUGAAGGAAGUACUUGCCCAAAUACCUGAAUACUCUUAUCAUUUCUUCCCUAUUCGUCACAUAAUUAAGAUGAAGGAGAGCAACCAUGUUGACUAUCUUAUUGAUGUCAUUGGAUUCGUUGCAUCAAUUGGGCAUCUAGAGGAGUACAAGUCUAACAAUGAGAUAAAGAACAAAUUGCGAUUGUUGCUGGUAGAUGAGCUUGGCAAUACUGUGGGUUGCGUUCUUUAUGAUGACUGUGCAACCAAUGUCUGCAUGAUGGAUAUUAGCACCAUGCAAUCUCCUGUUGUGAUGAUUAUGCAGCUUGGAAGGAUUGGAUUUGAUGAUGAUGGUAUGGUUGAGAUUUGUAGCUCAUACCAUGCCACCCAGAUUUCAUGCAGUCCAAAGUUUCCAGAAGUCAAGCAUUUUAUCGAUAGGUAUAGUGCAUUGAGCAGUGCUACCACAUUACCCUCUCCUACUAUCAGCACAAUCUCUCAUACUGCUACUACACAAUCAAAUGAUCAGUCUGCAACUAGCCUGCUUCGUAACCAUCCUUUGAUUUUUGUUGCAGACAUAUGCAAUCAGCCAGCUGAUUCGUUCUUCCUCAUAAAGUGCUUAGUAGUCAAAGUUGACACGAGGCAUGGCUGGUGCUAUGAAGGUUGCUCCAGGUUAAGGGUCCACUACACGGUUGAGGAUUCAUCUGGCAAGGCAACUGUAGUCUUCUUUGACAAACUUGCUUCUAAUUUCUUCCAAAAGACUGCACUUGAGAUGAAUCACACUCUUAUUAAGGAGGAACGUGAAUAUGAUUUUCCUGAUGAGCUAGACCUAAUGGUUGGAAAGACGGUGCUCUUGAAACUUAAGCUGAACAAGUAUAACGUUGACUUCCCAAAUUCUGGCAUAUCUGUUGCAUCAUUCACACACUUACAGUUUUUUUGGAAAAAAAUGUUCCUGCCAUGUACAGUAUUGAAUGAAGUUACUAAUGUUGCCAUCGACGAGAAUGAUGAAGACAGCCCCGGCAUUGAGGAGAUACCUCUGUCUAGGAUAGCUGGCCCCUCAACUUACAGGCCAAAGAGGAAGGUAGCUGGGAAGAGGAUCAUUGGAGUUAAGGAGAAAUGGGUUCGUUCACCCAAUGCCUCACCUAUCAAGACAUCGUCCAAGCCUUUAAAGAGCAUCAAGCAAGAGAAGAACUGA